AGGGACAUCAGGACAACUAUUUUGACUUUUUGGAAUAAUUUGAGGAUCUAUCUCCAUCAUCUCUCUUCUUUACCAAUUUUCUUUCACCUAAGUCCUGUUCCUUCAGACCACUCCCCUUUGUUUUCUGUGCUUCUCCAUUCUGUUCGUGAACAGAUUUAUUUCUCCUGCUGCAGCAGAGCACUGGAGGGAAAGCACCCAAUCUAUAUUUGUCAGCUGCUGUGGUUGGACCAGCUUCGUGGUAGAUGACCCAGGAUCCUUUGUUUGCGGUUUUCUACAGACACCUGCAGCUCCCAUCUCCUCACCAUCCCACCAAGGAACUAAGGAUCUAUUCGGAUCUGUUUUAAGGACAAAUGAAAUUAAAGGCAUAUUUAUUUGAUUUGGAUCAACAAAACUUUCCAGCUCAACCUCUCUACCUACCGAAGCUCUAAGUUUUCAGAGUGACUUCUCCUUCAAAGACAAGACCAACUUGGUCAAGAGUGUUUCAGACACAGAUGCCAAACUUUUGGUUGUUCUUCCCAAGGUGUCAGAGUUGAAAAAGUACUUUGAGAAAGCUAUCUCCAAGGAUCUGGACAUGAACAGGAAAGAGAGGAUAGCCCGGCGGAUAGAGGGGAUUGAAAGUGAAGCGUCACCUUCUCUGAUGCCAGGUGGUUUUGUGGCCAACAGGAUGCUGGAGGAAGAUGCACCUCGGUACACCCGUGCCUCUGAUCACUGUGAGCCUCGUGGGAUGGUGAGGCGUUACAGUCGAGAAGAGAUGGAGCCACCGCAGAAGAAGGUGACAUCUCCAGACAGAACACCUCAGGUGAAAGGUGGUAAUGGCAGCAGACGCCCAGAGCCGGUUGUUGUUUACGUUGAUCCAGUGACGUUAUCCACCUCGUCCACACCCACAUCAGGUCCACCGUCAAACCUCAGUUCCAAGGCUGAACGCAUUGCCCGCUACAAAGCUGAGCGCCGCCGGCAGUUGUCAGAACGCUAUGGCAUCCUCCUGGAUCAAGAAGCGGACACUGAAUACACACCGCGAUACCGCUCCCGGCGUGAACCGGACACCUCCAACCAACAGAUCACAGCCAUGAGAGACAGAGAGAGUACAGAGAUGGAGGCACAUGGACGGGAGACGAGGGUACCUUACCGCUCUGGAGUGGGCCGGGUUUACAUGACAACACACCCAGAUUCUGCCCAUGCUGACCCAGCAAGACCCACCCACUCAAAUCAACCCCCUCUCUCAACUCAAGAAAGACCUGGCAGAUUUUUAGAGCAGGAGAAAGUGAUGAAUAUGGAGAACUAUCACCGAAGGGGUGCUCAAGAGCGCUCAGUUACAUCUAGAGGCAGGAUGCAGGAGCAGCAUCAGCAUCAGCCACAACAGAGGAAGCACACCCACCAACAGGACGCCUCCCACCAAGAUCCAAGCCCCGCCUCCACCAGGAACUACACCAUUGCAGCAAUGCCGAGCUCUCCUCGCACAGCCCGCCGCGCAUCUUUGCCCUCCACACGCUACGGCAUCUCACCUGGAGAUUUAUUCAUAGAGCAGCAGGCUCAGAGCAUCCUCAACAGGCAGGGAAUCCGAGUAAGGGAACGAUUGUCCAGGGAAGAAACACCCCGGAAACCCCCAGACCAAAGUCCAGACAGGCACCUCCAAAACAGACAUCAUAGUCAUGGGAGCACAGCUAAGUAUACAGAACAGCGUUCAGAGUACACCCAUCAAAGGACUGUUCCACAACCUCAGCCCAGUCCAGGCCACCAUCCUGCCCCUUUCACAUCUGAGUACCAACACUUGGGCCCUGCUGUAGACUCUCAGCCUAUUGUGGCCAUGAAUGCUCCUGUGUCAACUGGGACACCUUCAGAAGUCCUGGAACUACAACCACGAAGAAGGGUGAGUGCCGACCAAAUCCAUGCUGCUCAUAGGGAGUCAAGAAUGGAAGCAAGACAGGUCCUAAAAGAAGAAGUGCAGACAGAGGGCCUGCUAAAGAGCAGGAAGGCAGUGUUACCCUCUGAAAUUCGCAGGAGGGAAAGAAGCGUGGAUGAUAAUAACAGGGCCCAGCCUGAAGACAUGGACUGGCAAAUCUUCAGCCCAGAGCGGAGGAGGAGAAGUCAUGAAGAGGAAGAUUGGGAUCAUGAGUGGCCAAGAGAGAGGGGUAGGGAAAGAAAAGCUCAGAAAAUCAGGGAAAGGGUAGGAGAACAUCCUUCCACUCAUGACAGCCAAGAGGAGAAAAUUUGUAGAUCUAUGCAGCCUGCCUACUCCUCUGUAUGCCAGCAGCAUAGGCAGGAUCAGUCCAUGGAGCCCAUGCACCACCAAGAGCACCAAUUAGAGCAGCAUGAGCCCCCAGAGCAAAAGCAGUAUGAAGUCAGAAAGGUUGAACAUACAACUCAAAUUCAGCAAGAUCUUCAAAAAGAACAUCAGCACAGUCACUUGAGAAAACCCCAGGAUAACCCGAGACAGUCUCUAGGCCAGUAUGAGUUCCAAACAAAAGAGCCCCCAAGUAAACAGGAACUCUUUCAAAUACAACAUCAAGAUCCCCAAACUAAAAAAGCGAUGGUGCCUCAGAAGGCGCUGUCACAGCACCAGAGUUUUGACUCAGCUGUCUACCUCCAGAGGGGGUCCUCUCUGCCUCAGGCCAAACACAGAAGUAUGGAAAUAAGUGGAGGGCCCAAACCCAAGAUACGAACCCGCUCCAUGUCAGAUAUAGGUGUAAGCCAACACUCCACCGUGUAUCAAACUGAGAGAGCAGGGGUCGGGAGAGAGGCCUUCAGAAUUGUCCCUCCACCUGGUUUGGCUAACGGCGAAGUGGGCACCCUGGACACGAGGGUGUCAGUAGCACAGCUGCGACACUCUUACCUGGAGAAUGCCAACCGGAAGCCAGAGCUAGAGACAACUAAAGCAGAUCUCGCAGCUAAGGAUGUAGAGCCAGCUAGCAGCAGCAGCGACGGGGACAAGGGUCCUCGAAGGCCUCGCCGUUACAUUACUCCAGGAGACAGUCGCACGUCGGAGAGGUUCAGGACACAGCCCAUCACUUCUGCAGAACGUUUAGAAUCCGACAGAUCAUGUCUAAGUCCAUCGCAGCUACAAGAUGCUGAAGGAGAUGAAGAAAAAGUGGAUGAGAGAGCCAAGAUGAGUGUGGCUGCAAAAAGGUCCCUCUUCAGGGAGUUAGAAAAAACAUCAGAGGGAGCUGUUCCCAAACCCCGCUCACGAAACGUUGCCGUAGAACGACGCCUGAGAAGAGUUAAGGACCGUUCACACACACAACCUGUCACCAACAAAGAGGUGGUCAAUGCAUCCAGUGAUACUGCCCCGUCAUCACAACCAGAGGGGGCCCCUGCAAGCCAAAAUCAAGUCUGCAGCCCUACGAUAGCCAGCACAAAUGCAACUAGCAUAAGCAUUCAGGCCUCUUCCCAGCCAGGCUCGACAACCCAGGAGCAGGAGACAGAAAUGCAGGAUCCCCAGAAACACACUGCCGGUGCUGGAGGAGAUAAAGAUGGCCAGGACCCUUUGUCUGAGGAGCCAGACUUUUCCACACUCAGUCUAUGUGAGAAAAUGGCCCUUUUUAAUCGCCUCGCCCAUCCCUCGGCCAAAACAGCAGAGGACUCCCGAGGGGACACCCGCCAGCGAAGAGCCAACGCUCGCUUUCAGACCCAACCCAUCACCCAAGAAGAGGUGAAGCAGGAAACUGUAACCUCUGCUGUGUGUAACAGGGACUUAGACGCCUCUCAGGGAGAACACGUGAAAAGCGGAGGCAAAAUCAAACUGGAGCCGCUGUCGGUUUCCCUGGUUCGAUCUGUAGCAGCCGUCACUUCGCAAGCCUCUGUCACCACGGUAACUAUGGCCCCACACAAUAGCGAUGAUGGUUUUCAUCCAGAGAAAUCAACAGCCAUCCCAUACAUCCCUGCCCAACAACAGGCCCCCAGCAGCGCCAACAUCCACCAGGAGAGGGCACCACGGUAUUUCUCCCUGACCAAGAGGGGGCACCAAGGCCACAAUGAGGGGGAGCCUGAUUUCUCCCCCCUCCUUCCUGGCAGCCCAGAGAAAGCUGGGGCCCCUCCUGCUCUCCCCUCGUCCUCAGUGGGUCACAGACAGCAGAAGGAGGUGCUGGUGGAGGGCUGGCGAGGGAGGCAAGAAGAGGAGGAGAAAGCUGGAGGGAGAGAGCAGGGAGGAGCCAGAGAAGACAGCAUUCAGGAAAAGCUGCUCUCCUCUGACAGGGACAGAGGGGACCAGCUGCAGCAUCCUAAGCACUCUGCCGAGCCCUCAUUGUGGCGAGGCGAGCAGGAGCCUCAGACCAGCAGGAGAGCUGCAGACUCCCAGGAGGUUGGAGAGAAAGGAAGAGGAAAAGGAGGGCAGCUGAGAGAGGCCACAGUAGCUUACAGCUCCCCCAAACAGGAGCAGAAGGGAAGCCACGGAGGCAUCUCAGACGUGCCGGAUCAUCCAGGUCCGCUGAAGCCACUGAUAGCUAAGGUAUCAUCCCGGACUGUGUCUUAUAUUUCAAGUGGCCAUCAUCAGCAGCAAAACGUCGUACAGCCCCCUCAGACCCUUCCCAAACCCGCCUUAUAUAUCCAGCCACAGUCGUACUCCCAGCCCCCACCAACAUAUCCCAAACCUUUCACUCAUUCUCUGCAAACCCAACCCAAACCUCCGGGACUGAUCCAGUCUAUGCCUAAGCCCUACCCUCAGGUAGCUCCCCAGUCUCGUCAGGCCGGACCACAGGUGCCUCCUCAGACGCCCCCUAAACCUCACUCCUUCCCUCAGGCUCUCAAAUCUCAGUCCGCAAGUGCAGACCAUCUUGAGGACUUCAGCAGGAAUAGUGUCCAUUCUGGAGACCUGCUGUCCCCCACGGAGCCUGGAGACCAACUGUCUGACGGCAUGUCCACCAAAAAGAUGUCCAUCAAGGAGAGAGUGGCACUGCUGAAGAAGAGUGGUGAGGAAGACUGGAGGAACAGGAUCAACAAGAAACAGGAAGUGGUAAAAGUGGCAUCAGCCGAUCAGCAGCCUCAGCAAUGGGAGAUGGAGCAGACCAGCCAGAAGAAGGAGGAAGGGGUGGUCGCUCAGGACCAGUCUACUGUGUCUGGCUCUGAACAGCUUUGGGAGCCUGUGUUCUCCUCCACCUUUUCACCUACUAUUUCCCUUGGCCAAAAGUGCCAGUAUAUUGACCAUCAUGGUCAGAAGGCUGGAGAAGAAACUGAAGCCCAUAUGACUAUCGAAGAAAGGAAACAGAUGAUUUCAACGCGUGAGGAUGCCUGGAAGUCAAAAGGCAAAGGAGCAGCCAAUGACUCCACACAGUACACAGUUGCUGCGCGGAUGGUCAAGAAAGGCCUGGCAGCCUCCUCCUCAGUUAUCAGUCCCAUUCUGUCACCAGUUUCCACCAAACUCAAGAGCAACACGGCGGCUGUCAACAAGCCACAAGAGGAAAUUGAGGCAAGACCAGACAUGGAGUCAGAUAAGAAGCUUGACAAGCUGGAGAGCUUUUUGGGACGAAUUAAUAGCAAAGUGGCAGGUUUUCAGGAAACCACUCUAACAGUGACAGAGAAGGCAGUGAAGGAGGUGAUGAAGCUGGACGAUGAGAUUUUCUCCAAGUUCUACAGACGUGUUGCAGAACUUCCUCGCAUGCCCACCAGGAUCGAGAUCAGCGAAGACUUUGACAGCAUCUUUGGUUCUCACGGUCCAACGCUGGCCUCAGCCAUGGUGCAGCAUAAGCGAUCUGUUCGACCGUCCAGGAAUGUUCAGGCAUCUAAAAAUCCUCUUAAAAUGCUGGCAGCUAGGGAGGACAUUCGACAUGAAUACACAGAGGAGAGACUGAAUGUGGCACAGUUGGAGAGCAAGAGGGUGAAGGCUGAGAAGAUAAAUAAAAGCUCAGAGUACUCUGAGGCGGCUCUGGCAGGUCUGGCCAGUAAAGAAAACUUCAGCAGUGUAAGUCUACGAAACGUCAACAUGUCGGAACAGACCUCCAACAACAGCGCAGUGCCAUACAAGAACCUGAUGCUGAUCCAAGUUAAAGGUCGCCGUCAUGUUCAGACCAGAUUAGUGGAGCCCAGAGCCUCUUCUUUGAACAGUGGGGACAGUUUCGUGCUGGUCACACCGGAGCACUGCUUUGUCUGGAUAGGAGAGUUCUCAAAUGUGAUUGAGAAAGCUAAAGCGAUGGACUUGGCCACUUUCAUCCAUACACAGAAGGACAUGGGCUGCAGAGCAAGUCAGGUGCAAACUAUCAAUGAAUCUGUUGAUACACAGGGUUCUGAUGCACAGGAGUUCUGGACAAUCCUGGGUGGACAAAUGCCUUACAAAUCUGCAGGUCCACCAGAGGAGGAUGAGCGCUUUGAGAGUGGCAUUGUGGAAACCAACUGUAUCUUUAGACUAGUAGACGACAAACUGGUUCCUGAUGAUGAGGAGUGGGGGAAGAUUCCUCACACCUCCCUGCUUGCAUCUAAGGAGGUGUUGGUGUUUGACUUUGGCAGCGAGGUGUACGUGUGGCACGGCAAAGAGGUGACUCUAGCACAGAGGAAGGUGGCCUUUCAGCUCGUCAAACACCUGUGGAACGGGACGUUUGACUACAGCUGCUGCGACAUCAACCCUCUAGACCCCGGAGGCUGUAACACACUCAUCCCCAGGAAGGGCCAGGGCCGUCCUGACUGGGCCAUAUUUGGCAGACUCACUGAGCACAAUGAGACCAUCUUGUUCAAAGAGAAGUUCAUUGACUGGACUGAAAUUAAGUCUCCAACCCUGAAAGAAGGGAUUGAGUUUAUAACUGAGCAGAAGGAGGCCCCUGGACGCCAGUGUCGACCUUACGACACCUCCCUGAUGCUGCCUCUCCUCCAGUCGCCAGUUUGCACCAUUUUGGACGGGGUGAGCGUGGGCCGUGGCUACGGCCCCGUGGAGACGGAGGACCACAUGAGGCUGCAGGAGAUCAGCACUGCAUCUGUGGACGUUUGGCACAUCCUGGAGUUCGACUACAGCCGUCUGCCCCGCCUGAGCAUCGGCCAGUUCCAUGAGGGGGACGCCUAUGUGGUCAAAUGGAAGUUCAUGGUUAACACCUCCGUGGGUCGAAGGCUGAACCCUGAAGCAAGGAGCAGUGGGCCAGGGAAGGAGAAAUGCUGCUAUUUCUUCUGGCAGGGCAGGAACUCUACCGUCAGCGAGAAGGGGACAUCAGCACUGAUGACGGUUGAACUGGAUGAGGAGAGAGGUGCUCAGGUCCAGGUACAGCAGGGAAAGGAGCCACCAUGUUUCCUGCAGUGCUUUAAUGGCGGGAUGAUCAUCCACGCUGGCAAGAGGGAGGAGGAGGAGGAGAACACUCAGAGUGAGUGGCGUCUGUACUGCGUGAGAGGUGAGGUGCCGGUGGAGGGCCACCUGCUGGAGGUGGCAUGUCACUGCAGCAGUCUGCGCUCCAGAGCCUCCAUGAUCCUGCUCAACAUUAACAAAGCCCUCAUCUAUCUGUGGCACGGCUGCAAGUCUCAGCUGCACACUCGCAGCGUUGGGAGCAGAGCCGCGCUUAAAAUCAAGGAACAGUGUCCUCUGGAAGCAGGUCUUCACAGCAGCAGCAAAGUGACCAUCCAUGAGUGCGAUGAAGGAGUCGAACCUCCGGGCUUUUGGGAAGCGCUGGGGAGGAAAGACAGGAAAGCUUAUGACUGCAUGCUUCAAGAUCCGGGUAAAUUCAACUUCACUCCACGGCUCUUCCAGCUUUGCAGCACAUCUGGAGAAUUUGUAGCAACAGAGUUCUUCCACCUGUCCAGAGCUCCAGAUCUGGUCAGCUCGCUGCCGUUCCUGCAGGAAGACCUGUACAACACUCUCCAACCUGCUUUGUUUCUGGUGGACAACUUCCAUGAGGUGUACUUGUGGCAGGGCUGGUGGCCUCAGGACAGCGAGAGCACCGGCUCGGCCCGCAUCCGCUGGGAUGCAGACAGGAAGUGUGCAAUGGAGACUGUGCUGCUGUACUGCAAAGAGAAGAAUGAGAAGAAGCCUCAGAAGUCGUAUUUGAUCCACGCAGGUCUGGAGCCGCUCACCUUCACUAACAUGUUUCCCAGCUGGGAGCACAGAGAGGAUGUUGCUGAAAUCACAGAAAGAGAGGCAGAGGUGUGUAACCAGAUCAUCCUGGUGGAGGACGUUUUGGCCAGAUUCUGUCAGAACAUCUACCCUCUGGCUCAGCUGCAGGCCCGGCCACUGCCAGAGGGAGUCGACCCGCUCCGCCUGGAGAUCUACCUUUCUGACACGGACUUUGAGAAAGCUUUGGAAAUGACUAGAGAGGACUACGAAUGUCUCCCAGGGUGGAAGCAAGUGAACCUAAAGAAGGCCAAAGGACUGUUUUAAGCACUUUUUUUUUUUUAUAGAAGAUGGCAAGUGAAGAUGUGGAAGAAUGAAUGAUUGAGACAGGAAUACCAGAAAAUAUUUCAGAAAAUCCAAAAUAAAGGAUUAGACCGAAGACGAGUGUUGUGCUCCUCAGUUUUGUCAGUAUUAAACAGAAAUAAAUCCAUGAGGUUUAUGAGCAAGAAAAACUCCUCGCUGUGAUUCAUAUGUGGUCUUUAAAUUCUCUUCCCAGCACUGAAGUCGCCACGUGAGGAAGAAAAAACCUUAGACGCCUGUUGUCAGAGUGCCAUGUCGUGGCUGUGUGUGUGCGUGCGACUGUAUAUAUGUUUGUGUGACCAAUGUUUCUUGCUGUAAAUCUGUGUGUAUGCAACUUUGUGACUUUGUACCCUUGUAAAGACAAACAUUGGGUGUUGCAGGGAAAAACAAACGCUGCCAGGCCCUAUAGAUGACUCCUAAUUGACUUUGUUACGCUGCAAAGAGACUCUGGCUAAGCUAAAUGACCGAGAGGCGAGCUGUAACGUAAAGAGAAAAAACACAGUGCCUUGCUUUUUGUGUACAGUUUAUAUACAGAAAUUCUAGUCUGCAUUUUUAAAGACUUUCUUUGUGAUAUAAGACAUAGAGGAUUAAAUUAAAAAUAAUGCCCAAACCGA
This is a messenger RNA of Girardinichthys multiradiatus, 8925 nucleotides long. RefSeq names its product supervillin b (gene svilb). Lineage: Eukaryota; Metazoa; Chordata; Actinopteri; Cyprinodontiformes; Goodeidae. Gene Ontology annotation, cellular component: cytoplasm; actin cytoskeleton. The record is from RefSeq and is a predicted model, not a curated record. The transcript is spliced from 40 exons. Bases 572 to 8278 code for a protein of 2568 amino acids. Gene Ontology annotation, biological process: actin polymerization or depolymerization; actin filament severing; cytoskeleton organization. Gene Ontology annotation, molecular function: actin filament binding; phosphatidylinositol-4,5-bisphosphate binding.